AUGGAAGCUUCUAGCCCCGUUUCCUAUCCCCCUCAACAUUAUUUCUCCCCCACACUCACCGUGGACCUUGAUGACAUGGAGUGGUCGCAUGAAACCAGGCUGGACCUCUCGACGGGGGAAGCUUCCGAGGACGGCGAGCCGUUCAGCUUCGACAUCCCCCCGUGUCUCAAGCAGUUUGCCUACUUCACCCUCCUGCCUCAGGAGCUCCAGGACAGAAUAUGGGCUGCCGCCAUCCCGGACCCGGGAAUCCAUUUUCUCCGCGUCCACGGCCCGGCCCACCGCUUCGCCUGGGUCAGGCCCAGACUUGGCGUCUCCCCCCCCUGGAGCGUGCGCUCGUCGUACGAAGACGUCAAGGCCGAGAUGGAGGAGGAGGCCAGAUACGAACGGCGCGGACGGGAGAUUCACUGCACCCUGCAACCCCUGGCGGCGGAUCCCAGGGCCGACAAGUCGCAGUACAUGGUGGUGGCCAGCAGGCUGUCCGGAAUUGCGCAGCAGGACGCCAAGGCACGCAGAUGGGUCGACUUCGUCCGGGAGCAGCCCCGUCCCCUGAAGCUCACGCCUCAUGACGGGAGAGCCACCAUCCUGGCCUCCAAUCUCCACCGCGACGUCGUCUUCCUCGAGUACCUCGACGACUCCAGACACCGCACCGACCACGUCUUGGCCGUGCACAUCGUCUGCCCUGACCUCGACCGCAUCCGCCGCGUCGCGUUCCGCUACUGCCACGAGUGGAAGCGAUCCCGCUGCGAGAGCCGAUCCUGCCCCGGUUGCGGCCGUAUCCACUCGUCCCGGGUGGAGCGCGGCAUCUGCCCGCAUCACCUGUACCAGUUCCUGGGCCGCCACCUCCCGCACCUCGAGGAGGUAUGGCUGGUCGACUACCUCAUGCUCCCCAGGGAGCCGACGCGCCGUGGAGGCUCGCCGGGACCCCCCGACGCCGUACGCCGCCGUCGCCGAUUCCACGCCAGGGAUCGCGUCUUCUACGAAGCCGACCCGGACACGUGGGAGAUCAGGCCUGCCAUGACCGAUGUCGCAGACUGGAUCCGAGAGCACUACGUCCGCUACGUCCGCGCCAGCGAGCUGUGCCACCACGCGGACCCGUCGAGCGUCAGGUUCGGCUUCCUCGGCUGCAGGUAG
Geosmithia morbida is the source of this 1131-nucleotide messenger RNA. RefSeq lists its product as uncharacterized. The record is from RefSeq and is a predicted model, not a curated record. Bases 1 to 1131 code for a protein of 376 amino acids. The transcript has 2 exons. Lineage: Eukaryota; Fungi; Ascomycota; Sordariomycetes; Hypocreales; Bionectriaceae.